ACCUUAAAUUUAUUGACCAUACCGUGGUAACUACAAAUUUGCACGAAAGCUCUAAAGAAGUUGCUUUGUUAUUGUUCGAAUCGUGGAGGAAUGAUGAUUUAGAACUUGUACAAUUUAAAAGUGGAAUCACUAAUAAACUUGUAAAAUGUACCAAUAAGCGCCUCCAAGUUUCUAUACUGAUUCGUACUUAUGGUAAAAAAUCAGAAAUCAUUAUUGACAGAAAACGAGAAACCUCAAAUAUAAUACAUUUAUCUAAGCUUGGACUGGUCCGUCAAGUUUAUUGUCGAUUUAACAAUGGAAUUGUGUAUGGUUAUACUUCUGGUCGUGCGCUUUCCGUACCAGACAUGAGUAAUCAGCAUAUAUGUUUGCUUAUUGCAGAACAUAUGGCGGUUUGGCAUAAGGUAAACAUCUCUGAUGAAAAGGAAUCUACUUUAUUUCCUAUUUUACGGAAGUGGUUAAAAGAAGUACCAAAAUCGUAUAACAAUUCAAAAACUGAUGAGAAAUUUCAAAAAAAUUUUAAAUUAGAAGAACUCUUUAAUGAAUUAAUUGUUUUAGAAAAUGAACUAGUAAAGUUAGGAUCUCCUAUCGUUUUUUGUCAUAAUGAUCUCUUGAGUGGAAACAUUAUUUUUGAAGAGGCUAGAAACAAGAUCUCGUUCAUAGAUCUUGAGUAUGGAUCAAUGAACUAUAGAUCAUUUGAUAUUGCAAAUCAUUUCAAUGAGUUUGCAGGGUUUGAAUGUGAUUAUAAUUUAUACCCAUCUAAAGAAUUUCAAAUAAAAUGGCUGAAACACUAUCUUUGCUCAUAUAAUCCUGAUACUACUAUUACUGAAGAAGAAGUUAAUGAACUAUAUCGUGAAGUUAAUAAAUUCGCAUUAGCAUCCCAUUUCUUCUGGGGUGUAUGGGGAUUGGUUCAAGCCCAGUUUUCAGAAAUUAAUUUUGAUUAUAUAGAAUAUGCGAUAUUAAGAUUUAAAGAAUAUCAUAAUAAAAAAGAAGAGUUUCUAGCAUUAUAA
Molecule: messenger RNA, 1007 nt
Organism: Dentiscutata heterogama
Lineage: Eukaryota; Fungi; Glomeromycota; Glomeromycetes; Diversisporales; Gigasporaceae
Source: the annotation of a GenBank genome assembly